AUGUUGGCGAGGCUUUCCUGGGGCAUCACCAUUGUUGUCUUGGCGAAAUGGGUCUGGGAUGAUGAGCAGACGCAUCCGAAGUGGUUUCAAGAAGCGCCAACGCUGUUCGGGAACCCACAGGCACGGCAGCUCCCGUCUGAGGACUGGGAAAAAUGGAAUGCAGCGAUUGCACCAAAGGAGCAGCAGCUUGUCUGGAAGGAUGAGUCCGGCGCAGGAGACGAUCGCUUUCGGACAAAGUGA
Messenger RNA from Symbiodinium natans, 240 nucleotides. The record is from the annotation of a GenBank genome assembly. NCBI's taxonomy places the organism in Eukaryota, Dinophyceae, Suessiales, Symbiodiniaceae.